CUUCUCAUCACUCGCAAAGUUUAUAGAAAUCUACCUACGUUUCAAAAUAAUGAGAUUUUGGCUGUUUUUAGUUUCCUCUUUGUUUUUAUCCCAUGUGCUCCUAGUCACAGCCGCUCAAUGUGGGAGGGAAAAUCAUGGUCUUCCUUGUCCAGGAGGCUUAUGUUGUAGCGCAUACGGCUGGUGUGGCACCACUGACGACUACUGCAGCGUGGAAAAGGGUUGCCAAAUGAAUUGCACCGAUGGCCCCGGCAUUCCUCCGCCGAGCCCCGACACUCCACCCGGCCCGGACGUCGAUGGCGGCGCACUCGGCAAGAUUAUAUCAAGAGAAAUGUUUGAAGAGAUGUUUCCGUUUAGAAACGACCCUCGGUGCCAUGCCGUCAACUUCUACACCUAUGACGCUUUCAUAGCUGCCGCAAAGUCUUUUCCGGACUUUGCCGCGACUGGCAAUGAAGAAACUCGGAAAAGGGAAGUUGCUGCUUUCUUAGGCCAAACUUCUCACGAAACUACCGGUGGAACUGGAUGGCCAGCAGAUAUAGGUCCAGAUUAUUGGGGAUAUUGCUGGAACAAGGAAGAUGGAUGCCCUAGUGACUAUUGUGCGGCAAACGUAAACUACCCAUGUGUUCCUGGUGUAAGAUAUUGUGGCCGGGGCCCUAUUCAACUUUCUUGGAACGCGAAUUACGGGCAAUAUGGAGAGAGCAUAGGGCUAAAGGGCCAGCUUUUACAAGACCCCGACAUGCUAAUAAGAAACGCUACGAUGGCCUUUGAGGCUUCUUACUGGUUCUGGAUGACUACACAGCCACCGAAGCCUUCAUGCCAUGACGUUAUCACCGGAAUAUGGACACCUUCCGAUUACGACCGUCAGUUAGGUAGGGUCCCGGGGUACGGUAUGCUCACGAAUAUCAUCAACGGUGGCCUAGAAUGCAAUAUUCCUGCUCCGGACGCUAGGGUAGAGGACCGCAUCAAGUACUACAAAAGGUACACUGGAAUGCUCGGAAUUAGCCCCGGCGACAAUCUCGACUGCUACAACAUGAUUCCUUACAACCAAGGACUCGCAGAAUCGAUGUAACUUCCGGUGUCAAAACGACGGCAUUAAUGAACGAUAAGUACUAGCUUUAUGCAUUUAAAAAUAAAAAAUAUCACAGUGAUCUGGUCCAACUUAGCAGAUUGUUGGACGUUGUUGCAUGACUCUGUGUUCUAUGCUUUGUUCUGUGAAAUUGCCGUCUUUUUAAGUUUUAUGUAAGCUUCACGUAUGAAUAAUGAAAUCAGUGCUAAGUAAUGAAUCAA
This is a messenger RNA of Hibiscus syriacus, 1284 nucleotides long. Its product is annotated as endochitinase 2-like. The transcript is spliced from 3 exons. Gene Ontology annotation, molecular function: chitinase activity; chitin binding. The record is from RefSeq and is a predicted model, not a curated record. The coding region runs from base 50 to 1066 and encodes 338 amino acids. Lineage: Eukaryota; Viridiplantae; Streptophyta; Magnoliopsida; Malvales; Malvaceae. Gene Ontology annotation, biological process: chitin catabolic process; carbohydrate metabolic process; cell wall macromolecule catabolic process.